ACGUCGACAGUGAAUGUGGAGGGAGAUAUACCUUGAGGUUAGAAGAUUCAUGGAAUGAAAGAAGACCUUUAAUAUAUCAAGUGUUAGAUAAUACCUCUGACAAUGGCAGGUGCUUUGAAAAGGUCAACGAAUUUGACAGGAUUAGCUGUUUGCAAGAAUCCUCAAGUAACAUUAAUUCCACUAUACAACAGAAUUUUGCGAGUGUUAGAGAAGUUUCCGAAGGAUUAUGCUUAUCGGAAAGAAACAGAGCAGGUUAUCAAAGAUAGAUUGAAGAUUGUGAAAGAGAGUGCUGAUGUAAAAGCUAUAGAGCACAAGAUAGGUUGCGGACAAGUGGAGGAACUUAUAAUACAAGUAAAUAAUGAGAUAUCACUGGCAGAGAAGAUGCUAGUGUGGAAACCAUGGGAGAAAUUUAAUUCAAGAAGCACCACCUAAUCAGUGGACGUGGCCACCUCAUAAGUAAUACUAAUUUGCUAUAGAUAAUUUGUAUAUAGUGUGGAACUCAGAUGUCAGUUCAAAUAAAAUAUAGAUUGUGCAUU
Linepithema humile (Argentine ant) is the source of this 536-nucleotide messenger RNA. It is a transcript of the gene ND-13B, whose product is annotated as NADH dehydrogenase (ubiquinone) subunit ND-13B. Lineage: Eukaryota; Metazoa; Arthropoda; Insecta; Hymenoptera; Formicidae. The record is from RefSeq and is a predicted model, not a curated record. Gene Ontology annotation, biological process: respiratory electron transport chain.